This is a messenger RNA of Hymenoscyphus albidus, 1180 nucleotides long. The record is from the annotation of a GenBank genome assembly. NCBI's taxonomy places the organism in Eukaryota, Fungi, Ascomycota, Leotiomycetes, Helotiales, Helotiaceae.
CAGAAAUCCAAGGAAUUACCGAAAAUCAGCCAGAUCCCGCCACCAGAUUACAUACCCCUGCAACAACCCCAAAGGCUACAAGGCUGCACACCCCACCAUCAACACAACCUCACUGCCUCCUCCGACAAGAACUCAUCUUCAACCACGCAUACACGCACAGAAACACUUUCGCAUACACUCCCCUAGUUGAUCUCACCCUAUCCCAAAUUCUACAACUGAGAAACGCAGUACAGCAGUCAAGAUGCUUAUUAAGUACGUUUGAUCCCUCGUCGGCAAUCUGUGUGAAGGAGGACAGGUACAAGUACUAAUGGCUAGCAGGGUCCGAACUUUGACAGGGAAGGAGAUUGAGCUGGAUAUUGAGCCUAGUUAUAAGGUAUGGACCUGCCACAGGAACUGCGCUGGGAGAGGAUUAAAUCGGCGUCAGUUUGAGAGCAGGGAAGGCUGAUGGUGGUGUACAGGUAUCGCAAAUCAAGGAGAAGGUUGAGGAGAAGGAGGGUAUCCCACCUGUUCAGCAACGGUUAAUCUUUGGUGGAAAACAAAUGUAUGUUGCUACCUUCCACUCCUAUCAACAAAUUUCAUUCAUUUCGUUUCCGUCCCAUUCUGCGGACUAUUUGCAGAGAUACCUCCAGUCCUCACAAGUCGUCGGAAUAUAUCCAUACCACGAUGCGCUAUCACAGAAGAGACAUGCUAACAGUAUCCCUCCACAGGGCUGAUGAUAAGACCGCAAGCGAAUACAACCUAGAGGGAGGCGCAACCCUACAUUUGGUUCUGGCACUACGUGGUGGAAACCUCUAGGUGUCUGGUCUGGUCUAGUUUGGUUUUGUCUGCCUGCCUAUACCCAUCCCAUGCCACCUCUUGAAAUACACAAUGCAAAAAUCAAAUACAAACUUCCAACUCUGUCUUCGUCUACCUUCCUACCACCAACAUCUCUCUUCCAUACAGGACCAGGACUGGAUAUAUGAUUAUUUGGGUAGGAUGUUCUCUGGUUGAUCAAUCUUGUGAAUGAGUUCGCUCAUUGACUCACGUUGAACGAAGAGAUCACUACUUUCACAUAUUUUCCUUUCUCCCUGGAUUUUCGCCUUCUUUCUCUUAUACUGUCGGCGGAGAUAUCUGAGCAAAAAUUGGGCGGCGCAAUUGAUACACUUCACAACUGAGGAUGAGCGUGGGGGGAGAUGUGGGG